Molecule: messenger RNA, 1814 nt
Organism: Paramecium sonneborni
Lineage: Eukaryota; Ciliophora; Oligohymenophorea; Peniculida; Parameciidae
Source: the annotation of a GenBank genome assembly
AUGAUGUUAAUUUCACUUAAUAAUUUUAAUAACUUCGAUUAUCAGAUUUUCUAUGCCCAUCGUAUUAUUUUAAUAUUAAAUUUUUAGGAUAAAUACUCAAAUUCAUCUUGGAGGAACUUAAUCAAGUAAUUCUAAUUUUAAUUUAAAUUAAUAGGUAAUCUAUUUCACUUUAUUGAUUUAUCUGUUGUAUAAUGUUAAAAUAAUUCAUCAAACAUAUGGCAACCUAUUUGUCGUGAACCUUCUCAACAUACUUACAAAAUUAAAUUACUUACAGUCAAUUAAGUAUAUCAUAUAUUCUAAUAGAUUAUAAACCCAUAUAAACCAAAAGAUUCUUAUAUCUAACCUUUUUUAGAUGAUUCAUUUUCCUUUACAUUUAAUCUUAAUUUAACUAAAUCUGUUAAUGCUUUUGUUACUAAAUAUGAUUUUCUUAAUGACGAAAGUUUACUCCCUAUUAGGUAUAUUUCAUUAGUUUAUUUCCCUUUUAGCAUUAUAGAAUAAAAUACAGUUUUUUUAUUAGACUCCAUUGAUGUUUAAUAAGAGUAUACUGAAUUGAUUGAAAAAUCUUAUGUUAAGUUAUAACUUCGUAAAAAACCUUUUAAAACCAAAUUUUAAAGACAAUAUCAAAAACUUGAUGAAUUACUAUCAAAUAUUGGGGGUAUUUUAUAAAUUUUGUCCUUUUUUAUUGGAUUACUAGUAACUAUUUACAAUCGUAUUAAUUGUAAUUCUUAUGUUUAUUUAAAGAUAUGGUUGAAUUGGGAAAUAAAAUAUAUGAUUUUAGUAAUGAUGAUUCAGAUUAAAAGAAAAUUUAUUAAGAAAAUCUUAAAAUUCUUACAGAAACUUAGAAUAGUGGCAAUAUUCCACAAAAUUCUAAAUUAUAAUAACCUAACUAAAACACAAUUAUUACAGAUAAUGAAAUUCAUAUCACUGAUAGUUAGAGUUAACCAUUUAAAUAAGAAAUAAGUUUAAUAUUAAUUUAUUUAAGGAUUAUCAACCAAAUUAUGUUGUUCGUCUGGAUUAGAUUAUUUUUAAGUCUAAUUGUAAAAAAUGUUUGAGAAAAAAAAACCUAUUAAUUUAGAUUGCCAAAUUUUCCUUAAUUUUAUUACUUGCAAUAAUUUAUUUAGGGAUGUCCCAAAAGUCAAAUUAAUAAAUAAAGCAUAGUAAAAAUAUUAUAAAUUUGUAGUGAUUAGAUUAUUCAACAAUCUGACAUCUAUUCUAUUUUAACUAGAUUGAAUGAAAUUGAUAAAUUGAAAGAGAUACUUUUAACUCCAAAAUAAUUGGUCAUGUUUAAUUUUACCCCAAAACCAUUAAUAACAUUAGAAGAAGAAGAUCUUAAAAUUGAUAGAAAUAUGGUUGAAAGUCAAAUCAAAACACCACAAGAUAGGUAUAGAUAUUUUAUAAUUUCAUUAAGUAAAGGAGAUAUGUUAGUUUAUACAAGAAUGAUGAUGAAAUUAAAAAGAAAAAAUAAAGAUGAAAAAAAUAAUCAUGAAUCAAUUAGAAUAAGGAAGAGAGCAAGUUUUAUGCCGUAACCUCUUAAUAAUUAUGUUUAUUAGUAAAUUUAUAAUGUAAAAUUUACAAAACAAAUUUAGGCAUAUGAUGAGAUUGCAAAAAAGAAAUAUGAAUCUUAAUUUGAUACUCUUAAUUCAUAACUGAUAUAAAUGCUAGGAGCAGAAUUAGAAUUAAUUUUUCAAGUUUGUUAAAAAAUUGAUGAGGAUGGAAAACCAUAGGCCAAAUUUCAUCAGAAAUUAGGAUCAACUAUUUGUUAAAAAAAGUGUCUGAUAAAUUAAGAUUUUGAAAAUUAAGAAAAUAGUACAUGA